Molecule: messenger RNA, 510 nt
Organism: Bactrocera tryoni
Lineage: Eukaryota; Metazoa; Arthropoda; Insecta; Diptera; Tephritidae
Exons: 1
Coding region: 1-510 (169 amino acids)
Source: RefSeq, a predicted model, not a curated record
AUGAUCGCACAACGAGCAAAGGCCGAUCAUCGGAUCUGGGACCACCAACUAACCGAAAUAGCGUUCGCAAUAAAUACAUCACAACACGACUUGACAAAAACAUCAGCAGCUGAGAUAAACUUCGGGUACACACCGGCUACAUCAAAACAAAUCCGUAAAGAAGGGAACGUGCCUAACGAAGAAGCCACCGCCGCGCCGACCCUCACCGAGCUUUGGCAAGAAAUUUCUCGCAACUUGUCUACUGCAGCAAAACGCCAGAAGAAAUACUACGAUUUGCGCAGACGACCGUGGAAGCCACUUAUCGGCGAGAAAGUACUCAAAAGAGAUCAUCCGCUCUCUUCCGCAGUAAACAGCUUUGCACAGAAGCUUGCUCCGAAAUACUCUGGCCCGUAUAUCGUCAGAAAAUUCAAGUCGACCAGUACAGUCGAACUCGUGAAUCCCAACGCACCAGGUGGGCGUACCAUCCACGUGCAUCUGCAAGAUCUAAAACAGUUGCCAACCGAAUUCUAA